GUCCGUCCUGGCCCAUUCUCAAGUAGGUAUUUAUGUCUUUAAGGAAGUUAAUUAUAACUUUCGUAACUUUCGAUUGCCUAUAAGCAGUCUGAGAACAGUAAUAUACCAGGAGGUUGUAGAUGAUGUCAUCAGAGUUGAGCAGGGAAAGGAAACCAAUUGUUGGGACUAAGUAUGGACUCUGCUAUGGGUAGGACUGGCAAUCUUCCCAAAGCUGCACAUUGUGUAGAUGAUACAGAAAGCAGUACAGUGUCUGUCACAAAUCCUUCUACUGCGGCAGCAGUAAAACCACAAACCAGUAGCAUAAAUAUGCCUGGAAGAUCGACCCCAGCCAGCAUACAAGCAGAUUCGUUCUUGGCUCCUGAAAACUAUCUUUACUUACCAGACGUACCAAGAAUAACUCCGGACAAUAAUGAUGAGGGUCUCCGGACACUAGCAAUUUUAGCUAAAGAGAACCUUGAUCGGGAAUAUUGGAAAAUAAACUCGGCUCUCCAGAAAAAAUGUGAAUACAUCAAGCGAAGUUUAAAUAUUGAGGACCUAAAUUAUCUGAAGCCUUCAAACAAGAAAGGAAGAGGAGCAAAUUAUUGCAGGAUUAUUGAAAUGAAACAAAUGCAACGUUCAAACCUUUCAUUAGCCCUAUUGCCUGCUUCUGUUUCACCUCCACACAUUCAAAGUUCUGACUUCUCAACUAGUGUACCAACGUAUACUCAAAUGCAUUUACCAGCUGCAGAACAAACACCAAAAUCAUUUAAUUCUGGUUUGAAAGGAAAAUUCCUAAUGAGAUGCACAGAAUGCCAGGAAUGUGUUCACGUACGGUCUGCAAAAUGCCAGAGAUGUGGGUACAACUUUAAAGCUCGUCGGAUGGAAAGCAAACACAAAAUGGAAGAAUCUCUCCGUCUUAUUGGAAAGAAGGUGGCAGGACGAAACAACAUCUCCCGGGCUUACAGAGCCAUUGAGAAGCAGAUGGCAAAAAUGCGCGGUGCUGGGUAUGAAACUUUGUUCAUCUAUUACAAGAAAGGACUCCAUAAAGCUACUCAAGGCAUUUUGCCAGCAGAUUGCCUAACAGCAGCAGACAGUAAAUCGAUAAGCAAUAUCUUCCAUUUGUAUCGCAAGAGGAAGUUGGAGGCUGCAGAAGUAAAUCAACUCACAGUUGAACAUAAUGAUUCUGUGACACCAUUGACUAGAGGUUCUAAUGGCAUUGGAUGUGCGAGUACUAAACAGACCAUAAAUCAAGAUGACGUGGAUAUAAUGGAUAAGGGCAAGACAACAGACUUCGAAAUAUCAUCAAGUGGCAUGCAGCAGCUAGAAGAUGACUCAUCAACCCCAAUUUUGGGGAAGGAGAAACCCCAAAAAUUCAGGAAAAUUUGAUUUUCCAGGAUUUAAAAAAAAACAUUGCCAGUCAGGCUUAAAUAAUUGCCCAAGUCAAGCUAAUAUAACCUACCUCCUUUAGUUAAGAUAGAGAUUUCUAACACUGAUAAUUAUAAAUGUCUAUCAGGGUAAUAUAACUAAUGAAGUCAGGACAUCCUUUUAUUAAAUUUGUCAAAACCUCUCUUAGCGAGUGUUUGCCUGUACCAUGAAAAAGUAAUGCAGUAAAACCACUAAUUAAUGCUAA
This is a messenger RNA of Procambarus clarkii (red swamp crayfish), 1609 nucleotides long. The record is from RefSeq and is a predicted model, not a curated record. Lineage: Eukaryota; Metazoa; Arthropoda; Malacostraca; Decapoda; Cambaridae.